GCCCCAGCUGCCCGGCGGGGGAGGCGGGGCCUCGAGCUGGGAUUGGCUGGACCUCGGGGGCGGGGCGGAGCCGCGGCGACGCGCCGGGAAAGGCUAGGGCUGAGGGGGCCAGGCCGCAGCUGCGAGGCCCGGCACUACCUCGGUCUCGGGUCUGGAGUGGGAGUCGCAGGUGCAGGAGAGGGAGGGGCAAGGGGCGCCUUUCUACUGCACUUUUUUUUGCAUUCAGGAGAUUGCCUAGCUGCAAUCUAGAGAGGUUUGCAUGAGCCUCGAGUCUGCCUGACAAGUGAGGAAAUAAGGCCAAGAAGCGGGAAGGGUUGCCAUCUGCUGGGCCACGCCACCUGCUAAGGGAAGGCCGGAACUAAGGCCUCGGGGGUCUGUGUUCCCAAGCCCGCUCGGUGGGCGUGGGGAGCAAGGGCCCUGCUCCGUUCCCUCGAGACUGCAGAAGGCUCUCUGAGGGGAGGAGCUCAGGACGCUGAGGAGGAGCCAAGUCCGCCGCAGGAGCGGGGACCCGAUCCUCGGGAAUAAAACGCAGAGCCCGGGAGGAACCCCGUCAGCCAGGCGGGCAGAAAGCUCCGGGAGCGGCCUCAUGGAAGACAAGCAGAUCCUGUGCGUGGGGCUAGUGGUGCUGGACAUCAUCAAUGUAGUGGACAAGUACCCGGAGGAGGACACGGACAGCAGGUGCUUGUCCCAGAGAUGGCAGCGUGGAGGCAACGCAUCUAAUUCCUGCACUGUCCUCUCCCUGCUUGGAGCCCCCUGUGCCUUCAUGGGCUCGCUGGCCCCGGGCCAUGUUGCCGACUUCCUGGUGGCCGACUUCAGGCAGCGGGGCGUGGAUGUGUCUCAGGUGGCCUGGCAGGGCAGAGGGGAAACCCCAUGCUCUUGCUGCAUCGUCAACAACUGCAAUGGCUCCCGCACCAUUGUGCUCUACGACACGAACCUGCCAGAUGUGUCUGCUGCGGACUUUGACAAAGUUGAUCUGACCCGGUUCAAGUGGAUCCACAUCGAGGGCCGGAAUGCAUCGGAACAGGUGCAGAUGCUGCAGCGCAUAGAACAGCACAAUGCCAGGCAGCCUCCAGGUCAAAAGAUCCGAGUGUCCGUGGAAGUGGAGAAGCCCCGAGAGGAGCUGUUCCAGCUGUUUGGCUAUGGAGACGUGGUGUUUGUCAGCAAAGAUGUGGCCAGGCACUUGGGGUUCCGGUCAGCAGUGGAGGCCCUGAGGGGCUUGUAUGGUCGUGUGAGGAAAGGGGCUAUGCUAGUCUGCGCCUGGGCUGAGGAGGGCGCUGAUGCCCUGGGCCCUGACGGACAGCUGCUUCACUCGGAUGCUUUUCCUCCACCCCGGGUGGUGGAUACUCUGGGGGCCGGAGACACCUUCAACGCCUCAGUCAUAUUCAGCCUGUCCCAGGGGAAGAGUAUGCAGGAGGCUUUGAGAUUUGGCUGCCAGGUGGCCGGCAAGAAGUGUGGCCUGCAGGGCUUUGAUGGCAUUGUGUGAAUGCCCGAUGAUGGCGGUUGCUGGCUUACACUACCCCCCUCCUUGGAGGCUGGCAUCACCGGCCGCCGUUGCCUUCUCCCCUCCAUCCAGCCUGGCACAUGGGCUGCCCUGCUCCCUGGGCAGAUGCAGACCGAGGGAGGGUUCCGCCUGUGUCCUGUGUCUCUCUCACACUGCUGAGCCACACAGGAAAUAAAUCUGCCCCAAAGCCAGCUUCCUUCUGCCAGUCUGUUUGUCCUUGAUUCCUGAACUGCUCUGGCUGGGGACUCCAGAGGCUUUGAUACUACAGCCCUUCACCCUCUUCUUCUCUAGUCCCCAAAUUAACCUCCUUGCCGAGGCCCAGAGGAGGGGCUGCCUACACCAGAGCAGCAGGGAAGUACCCAGGACUUGCCUCCAGCUGUGCCCUUGGUGGUGGCCCAGCCGGUCUGGUGAGGAGGAGCCACAGGGGCUGGGU
This is a messenger RNA of Panthera uncia (snow leopard), 1934 nucleotides long. RefSeq names its product ketohexokinase (gene KHK). Gene Ontology annotation, biological process: fructose metabolic process. The transcript is spliced from 8 exons. Bases 587 to 1483 code for a protein of 298 amino acids. Gene Ontology annotation, molecular function: ketohexokinase activity. The record is from RefSeq and is a predicted model, not a curated record. Lineage: Eukaryota; Metazoa; Chordata; Mammalia; Carnivora; Felidae.